This is a messenger RNA of Fusarium vanettenii 77-13-4, 1977 nucleotides long. RefSeq lists its product as uncharacterized. Gene Ontology annotation, molecular function: DNA-binding transcription factor activity, RNA polymerase II-specific; zinc ion binding; DNA binding. The transcript is spliced from 4 exons. Bases 1 to 1977 code for a protein of 658 amino acids. Gene Ontology annotation, biological process: regulation of DNA-templated transcription; DNA-templated transcription. The record is from RefSeq and is a predicted model, not a curated record. NCBI's taxonomy places the organism in Eukaryota, Fungi, Ascomycota, Sordariomycetes, Hypocreales, Nectriaceae.
AUGGAAUACUCUCUUGCAGAUCUUGGCACCUCGCUCAUUUCGGGAGGAAUAUCUGAUAGGCCAAGAAAGCGGAUGAGGAAGGGGACUCGCAGUUGUACUGAAUGUCGGAGACGAAAGAUCCGAUGUAUCUUCCCUCCCAGUAGUUCCGUCUGCUCCCAUUGUUCCACCCGUGGCUCUACCUGCAUCGACCAGAAUGAGGGCGUAGACACCACAGAGAAUGUCUCACCAACAAGACCGCAGACCUCUACACCCUCUUCCACUUCAAGGAGACGGCCGAGAGUUCAGUCUUUGCCGAGAGUAUCCUCACGUCAAGGAGACCUGACGGCACGGCAUACUUUGGUCUCGGACGAAGAGACCUCGGAUAUAGAGACGCCAUCGGAUCAUCCGCCUCCCAUCGUCGCCGUUCUAGAUGAUACUCACGACAGUACUUCGAUGCCAUCCAGUGGCACUCGCCUCAGCCAGGCGGCAGCCCACAAAGCAAAGAUAUGCGGCACCCUCCGCUCAGCGCUCCCCAGCUACGACGAGAUUACGGCUACUCUUUCCAACCAUGGAUCUUGGUGGGAUAGCUUCCGCCAGAAAACGCGUGCCAUAUCUCAAAGUGAGCCUUUGGAGCCGCUCCUCUCGUUUGCCGCCCAUGCAUACACAAGCACCAGCCCAGCCGAGCUCGCAAUCUUGGCUGUUGCCUAUGCCCGGAGUUUAGGUCAAGGUCAUGGAAUCUUCACUCUCGUGGACACCCUCAUCAUCGGUGACUUCGCUCUGGCAGCUUCGUUGGAUGGCAUGGAGUGUUUAGUUUUGCUAGCAAAGACGUACACAGACAUUGGACAGCCACGAAGAGCAUGGUUCACAUGGCGGAAGGGUUUAGCCAUUGCACAAAUGAUGGGCAUGCACCGUCUUAGUCCAGCAGGUCCUGCUAUGCGGCAGCGGAUAUGGUGGGCUAUUUAUCACGGCGAUCGCUUCACCAGCCUACUUCUCGGACUCCCUCAUGGAUUCAAUGAUGCCCUUCUCGACACUUCGGAACCAAAAGAUGCAGAUUCAGGCUCACCUGAGGUUUGGAUUCCCAUAUUCAUCCACAGGUGUGCAGUCACCGCUGGAGAAGUCAUCAACUAUCUCAUAUCACCUGGAAAGCCAGCCUUCGCCAAGGCGAUGUCUCUCGACGAACAGAUGGAUGACAUCUACAACUCAGUACCCUCAAGCUGGUGGGAUAUUCCGGACAAACUCCCCAGCUCCCGCAUUGAGCUCAACAACCUGGUUGACCGACUGUUGAUCCAUUUCUUCUUCUUCCACAUACGGAUGUACAUCCACCUGCCAUUCCUGAAGCACUCAUCCUCGUCAGCAUCACAAGAGGUAUCCAGACUUGCGUGCACAAACGCAGCCAGGCAACUCGUGAAGUGCUUCUUGGUUCUUCACGCCAAGGUGGACGGGGUGAGCCUGUUUGACUGCAAGACCUCGGAUUUUGUUGCCUUCACGGCCGCGGUGGUCUUGCUGAUCGGAAAUCCCGUCUCAAUCAAUCGCUGCAGGCCCAAAGAUCUGCAACUUGUCACUAAUGCUGAGAGUAUCUUUCGGGCGUCCGAGGAAGAGGGAUGUAAGAUGGCCAGCCAGUGCCAAAAGGCAUUGGCGCUUCUCUCCAGUCCUCCACAGCCGGGAGGGUCUACUCAGGAGAUCCCGAUCCCUUACUUUGGAAGGAUCGCACGGAGAGUGCCAGAGCAAAGUUCCCGGGUUGGAGACGAAAGAACAGCCAGUACCUAUCCUCAGUUAACACCGUCUACAACGGAAGCCUCCUCUUCUGAUGCACAUAGUACCUGGGGAAGCGCAUAUAGCUUGGAUUAUAUGGGAUUUACUCCAGCUCUGGCAAUGGAUGAGAUGUGGGGAUUUGGGGGGAUCCCGGAGGACGACACGAUGUCUCCAUUUGGACUGGAUGUUGGGAUGAUGGAUAUCGAUCAAGACUGGAGCUUGUUUCUGCCUCCAGCAAAUGACUGA